AUCUUAAUCUUGUAUUCAGAACAUGAAUAUUUUAAACAGUCUUCAAAAUUGACGAUAUACGGAAGGCUAGGUGAAUUACGUCAUGCAUUGCGUCGCACGGUUGUUAGUCCACAUUACGCAUGCGCAUCGUGAGGUCAACAAAUUAGUUUAGAAGGAAGAAUGAAUUACAAAGUUCCACAAGUAAUCUUUCAUGAAUGACUAUUUUACCGCAUCAGACAGCACGGGAAGUACUGCAGGACGCCGCUCAGGAUAUCCAUAUCAUCUUUGAACCAAUUGGAGGAAAAAGCUUCAAGACUUAUUAGUGCUUUGAUGCUUUCAGGAGUUAGAGGGAGAUGAGACGAAGCGGUAAACUUGAUUGACUGGCAAAGUUUUGGUUUUUGUACUUACAAUUAUGGAUUGUAAAGAACUUAGCGAGAUUCUUGAGUGUUCAGUAUGUUUAGAGAGACUUGACCAUACAUCUAAAGUUCUUCCUUGCCAACAUACAUUCUGCAAAAGAUGCCUGGAAGAAAUCCAAUCUAUGCGUAAAGAAUUGCGUUGUCCCGAGUGUAGAAUUCUAGUCGAAGACGACAUAGACAAUUUGCCGGCGAACAUUAUUCUUGUAAGGAUUUUAGAAGGACUGAACAGAAGAAAUCCGAACCCGUCCGAGCGGACAUCGAUAACCAAGCAGAAGAUUCCCAAGGAACCUUGUGCUAAAGUAUUAUUUGAUUAUGAACCCAAGGAGCAAGGUGACUUACCUUUAAGUAAAGGGGAUAUCGUUAUUCUUGUUCGUCAAGUGGAUGAGAAUUGGUACGAAGGUCAAAUCAAAGGCUCUCAAGGAUUUCUUCCUGCCAACUAUGUUGAUGUUAUCAACCCAUUGCCAUGCUUAGAUGAUAGUUAUGAUGACCCAGUAGCAAAAGCCCUCUAUGACUUUGAUGAGGUACAAGAAGAUGAUGUAUUGUCAUUCAAACAGGGUGAUAUUAUAUCAGUUACUCGCCGCAUUGAUGAAAAUUGGUGUGAAGGAAGAAUUGAAAGCAAGUGUGGGAUAUUUCCUGUGAAUUUUGUAGUGUUUAAUUCAGUGGCUAAAGCUAUCAUAGAAAGCUUGGAAUUUUCUAACAGCUCUGGAGAGGAAGCGUCUCCAUUGCCGCCAAGACCUGUCCCUAAAUCUAAAACGUCUUCACGUGAACCAAAAAGACAUACUAUUCAUGGCUUAGAAGAACACGAAGAGACUAACAUUUCACGUGUACCUAGUCGUCAUUCUGUGGAGAUUUCAUCGUCAGAAAGACUAGAAGAAGCAUAUGGUGAUUCAUCGACAAGUAGGGCCACUAGAGAGACAAGGCCAAGAGUAGGCAAUAACAGGCCAGGAAACCAUCCAAUGGGAGAGGAUCUUAUUAACUUUUCUGAGCCAAGACCAACAACAAGUAAUGUAUCACCUGUGUCAGUACGUUUACCAAACAGCAGUGAACAAAGUGCAUCGUCUCCUACUAGUGACUCUAAUGAUCGACCAAACUCUGCAGAUAUUGGAAAAGAAUUAUAUACUGCAUUGUACAACUAUCGACCGAUUAAAGAAGACGAAUUAGAACUGAAAACAGGAGAAAGUUAUUGCGUGACAGAAAAAUGUAAAGAUGGUUGGUUUAAGGGCUUUUCCAUGUCAACACAAAAACGUGGGGUUUUCCCUGGGAAUUAUGUUCGAUUGGCAAGUAUUCAUAACCUUUUGAAAAGUUCGCGCUCAUCCAGUACCAGUCAAGCUCCUAUCCCCAGUCCACGACAAUAUUCACGGCCAUUCACCAACUCUACUUCUACCACUACUACUGCCAUAGCGAGGCCUCGAUAUCAUCGAUCAGAGUCAGCCCCAGACUUCAAUCAUAGACGUAAUGCUGAGGGCUUAUUAACCCAGGGAACACACGAAAGUAGACAUGGAGUACAGAAUAAUGGUAUAGUAAGACCAUUGCUUCCUCCUCCACCUGACUCAAAAACGGGUGGAUUCUGGAAGAAACUGAAAACAAAGAAGAAAGAGAGAGCACGUCCUCCCCCUCCCCCUCCCUAUACAUGGGAUGUUCCAAGCGGUCAUAGCCAAGUUAAUUUACCAAAUAAUAGACCAAUACCAGCUGCCCCACCCCCUCCCUACUCAAGUCAGGCUAUACCCUCACGGCAGGCUUCUGCUGGUCAGAGACCACGUCAUCAAAGACAAGAAACUGUUCCUGUUUGGGAAAGGUUUCGUGCAAUAAUACCAUAUCCACCCCAGAGCGAUGCAGAACUAGAGUUACGGGUCGGUGAUAUUAUAUAUGUCAGCAAGAAAAGACAAGAUGGCUGGUACAAAGGAACCUUAGAACGCAAUGGAAAGACAGGUCUCUUCCCUGGCUGCUUCUCAGAAAAAUUCUAAACUAAUUCAUAUUUUUAUGGUGCGUGACAGUCACGCAAGGGCGUUGUGCGACUGGUUAUGCAACAAACAAAGCAAAGCAUAUUCGGAAUAAAUGGGAAUUAUUUGGGAGCAAAAAUGUCGGGUUGGAUAAGAUAGUCAAGUGUUUAAAGUUGUCAAAAAUGAUAAUGAUGAAAAUAGGAGUUUUACAAGGUAUUUCAAUAAUUAAUUCUAUUGAGUGAUGGUCGUUUGUAAACUUUUGAAAUCGAGUUAUAAGUACGAUUUUCAAUCUUGUGAACGAAUACCCGGUGGUCUCGUGAAUCUGUGUGCAAGAAAAUCUCCAUGAAGGUCCUUUUUUGAUACCAUCACACCUACGCAUUUACGAGAACUGUCGUACAGAAAUCCUAAAAAAAAACUAGCUAAAAUGAGUAUUAAUUGUAACAAAAGUAAACCAAAUGUUUUAGACUCCGACCACAAAAAGAGUAUUUUCAUAAACAUAUAUUUUGUAAUGAAAUAAUUACCAUUUGAAUCCAUGACUUUUUAUUAAUCUUGAACAUUUGUACAUUCCAAAUCUAUAAUAAAUAUCUCUACAGUAA
Messenger RNA from Exaiptasia diaphana, 2931 nucleotides. Its product is annotated as E3 ubiquitin-protein ligase SH3RF1. Gene Ontology annotation, molecular function: protein binding. NCBI's taxonomy places the organism in Eukaryota, Metazoa, Cnidaria, Anthozoa, Actiniaria, Aiptasiidae. The transcript is spliced from 12 exons. The coding region runs from base 392 to 2359 and encodes 655 amino acids. The record is from RefSeq and is a predicted model, not a curated record.